This is a messenger RNA of Mytilus californianus (California mussel), 1874 nucleotides long. RefSeq lists its product as uncharacterized. The coding region runs from base 159 to 1649 and encodes 496 amino acids. Gene Ontology annotation, biological process: proton transmembrane transport. Gene Ontology annotation, molecular function: proton channel activity. The transcript has a single exon. Gene Ontology annotation, cellular component: membrane. The record is from RefSeq and is a predicted model, not a curated record. NCBI's taxonomy places the organism in Eukaryota, Metazoa, Mollusca, Bivalvia, Mytilida, Mytilidae.
AGUGCGUAGCAAAGAUUGUAAAUGCCGCCAUUGUUCUACCAUUCACAGCUGGAGACGCAUCUAAUAACCAACACACAAGUACUUAUAUACGACCUCACGAUGGAAGUAUCAGCGGAAUAAUUAUUCUGUCAAGCGUCUUGGUGAUAGCGUUUCUUGCAAUGUUUGGAAUAAGAUUGGUGGAUUCAGAAGUAAACAAGACCAAACCAUAUUUUACAAUGCAUUCAUAUCUGUAUGUCACAAUCAUCCUAUCUAUAAUUGUUUUUAUAGCGCAUUUCAUUAUACAUAGAGUUAAUCGGGAAGAACGUUCCAGAAAAGCUGACGCCAUAGCCAAAUUGAAACUUGGAUUUUUAUGGAUUUUUACAAUUGGAAGUAUUUUGUAUGCCCUGGCAAAAAUAAUCAGAAUUCCAUGCAAAAUGAAAAUUGUAAAUGAAUAUAGAAGCAGUGGGUGUAUAGACAAAAAUAUAACUUACUACAAUGGAUAUGAAGAGGCAAACAUCAGUUUUCAUUGCACUCAAAUUUUGUUUUAUAUUCUCCAGUCUUCAUUUAUCCAUUUUUUCAUUCGUUGCUGCUUUAGAAAUUCAUGGAGGAUCUAUUAUAGCCUUGUAUUGAUAGUCCUGGCAAACAUUUCCCAAUGGGCGCAUUAUUUUUCUGGUGUAUACAAAGACAAAGAUAAAAGAAUCUAUAACCUAAAUUGUUCUAUUAGCAACUAUUCAAUUGACAGCUGCUACGGGGAAACAAUUUUGAUAAAGAUAGAGCCAUACCUAACACCAGUUGAAAUGGAGUAUUUCCUUUUAUCGAUGAUUUUUAUUGCUGAACUUUGGCCAUCCAAUAACAGUAACACACAUGAAGUAAAUGUGCUUGAAUCGGAUCUCGCCAAUGAAUAUACACCCUUUGAAUCCUCCACGAAUAGAUUAACAAGAGUGGCUAUGUGUUGGUCAAAUAGUGUUCGAACCACUCUGUGCGUUGGUUGUGUAGUUAUAUUAUAUUUGCCUUGUUAUAUUUUUGGAUACUUUGCAUUAGCAGAGAGCGAGAAGAAGGCAAAAUCCGUCAAUGUAACAAUGGAAACUGCAGAUAUACUGUAUGCUAUAUUUAUUUCAUUGAUUAAGACAACGUUAUUGAUUUCAUGUUUUUAUAUGAUUUCCCAUUCGUCAUAUUUUAGACCUUUCAAACGAAAAGGAGGCCUCCAUUUUCAUCAUAAGAUGAUAAUUGCUAGUUUCCUUGGUUCCGUUGGAUAUUUAUCAUUAUUAAUUUUUUCAAGCAUACAUGGUGAAAAAGCAAAUUUGUUAAUCGCCCAAAAAAUUCUCACAAUAAUAGAACUGUACUUUCAAUUAAUUUGUAUUCUUCAAUUAAACAACUAUGAAAAAUAUCAGCGAGGCGUUGGCGAGUUUAUUUAUCUUGCACUGUCAAUAUUCAAUCUUUGCGAUUGGGUUGAUGACAGUUUUUUUGGAGCUGUUUCCAUAUAUGAUAAGGAAGUUUUACAACAUGUAUAUGAUAUCACCACUCAGAAUCUCAUUACUAAUUUUUUGUGUCCCUUUUUAAUCUUCUUUAGAUUUGAAACUUUCGUUUUUAUGUAUGGUAUUUUUCGCCAAACCUCGUCUAAUAACAGUUUUAUAGAGAGCACUGAACAUUUACUAUUUGAUGAGAUUUGAAUUUACAAAUAAAAAAUACACUUUUUAUAAAAAUUCGUGUGAUAUAAUCAUGAAUGCUUACUGAUUUAAAAGUAAGUGGGAAUGUAUUCUCAACAGUUUAUUGUGAACUAACAUAUGUAACAUGAUAUUUUCUCUACAAGGAAGAUAGUUGGACCUAAAUAUUUACAUUUAUUAUGUUCUGUUUUGUCAUGUUGGUCAUUAUUUUUAAUAAAUGUUGUAAUGUAA